This is a messenger RNA of Eutrema salsugineum, 960 nucleotides long. Its product is annotated as coatomer subunit zeta-1. Gene Ontology annotation, cellular component: COPI vesicle coat. NCBI's taxonomy places the organism in Eukaryota, Viridiplantae, Streptophyta, Magnoliopsida, Brassicales, Brassicaceae. Bases 171 to 704 code for a protein of 177 amino acids. Gene Ontology annotation, biological process: intracellular protein transport; retrograde vesicle-mediated transport, Golgi to endoplasmic reticulum; intra-Golgi vesicle-mediated transport. The transcript is spliced from 6 exons. The record is from RefSeq and is a predicted model, not a curated record.
AGUGGAAAUUUUGACAUUCAUGGAAAUAUGAAUUUGCCUAAAUAUUUGUAACGUAUCAGAAAGUUUCCUCUGGCUUUACUUUACUUACUCGAGGAGAGAGAAAUCUCUUCUCGUCAAAGUUCUAGAUCUUUCUCUUGAGUUUUUCUCCGCCGAUUUCGUCUCUUUAAGCCAUGGAAUUGCCCCCAAAAGUGAAAAACAUCUUGCUUCUGGAUGCUGAAGGAAAGCGUAUAGCGGUUAAGUAUUACUCAGAUGACUGGCCAACAAAUACAGCAAAGGAAGCUUUCGAAAAAGCUGUCUUCACAAAGACUCAAAAAACGAAUGCCAGGACUGAAGUGGAAGUGACAGCACUGGAGAACAACAUUAUAGUGUACAAAUUUGCGCAAGACCUUCAUUUCUUUGUUACGGGAGGUGAAGAGGAAAACGAGCUUGUCUUAGCCAGUGUGCUUCAGGGACUCUUUGAUGCAGUGAACCUCCUCCUUAGAGGAAAUGUUGAUAAGAGGGAGGCAUUGGACAACCUUGACCUCAUCUUUUUAUGCUUCGACGAAAUUAUAGAUGGAGGUAUUGUUCUGGAGACGGAUGCGAAUGUGAUUGCAGGAAAAGCAGGGAUCAAUAGCGUUGACCCUAAUGCUCCUCUAUCCGAGCAGACGAUAAGUCAGGCACUAGCGACUGCAAGAGAGCAUUUCACAAAGUCACUUCUGAAAUGAUGUGUGUGUGUUGCUGUUUGGUUGGUUGCUUGUUGUUGUUGUUGUUGUCAUUGUCUCGAUAUGAAGCGAAACUGUGAAUGUGUGUUUCGUCCAUUUGUUAGGCCAUCUCCAUUGCUGAUCCCAAAAAGGUAUCAUAGCAAUUGUUUAAUUUUUUUUUUUCUCGGAACAGUGAAGAACCUGAAUCCAAAAGUGAGCUCUAUCCCUGAACCAAUGAAAUUGGGUUCAUACGAAUAAAAUAAUAUUUUUUUUUUGAUUU